Messenger RNA from Lottia gigantea (owl limpet), 1788 nucleotides. RefSeq lists its product as hypothetical. The transcript is spliced from 11 exons. Gene Ontology annotation, biological process: microtubule-based movement. Gene Ontology annotation, molecular function: ATP binding; microtubule binding; microtubule motor activity. The record is from RefSeq and is a predicted model, not a curated record. Bases 1 to 1788 code for a protein of 595 amino acids. NCBI's taxonomy places the organism in Eukaryota, Metazoa, Mollusca, Gastropoda, Lottiidae.
AUGUUGUCAAAAGCAGAGAAAAAAUUGGUGAAAACUGAAUCUACCCUAGAGGAAACAGAAUCGAAAUAUCGAGAUGAAGUGUGUAAAUUAUCGAAGGAAAACCAGAAGAUUUCACGUCUGUUGAGGGAUACGAAGGCAGACGUGACUUGUUUACAGGCCAGAGAACCAGAAGUAAGUAUUGAGAGAGUCGAGGUGGAAGUUGAAUCAGAAGAUUUACGCCAGGUUUUAACGGAAAGUCAGAAAGAGAACGCUCUACUGGAAACAGACGUCAAUGAUUGGAGGCAGAAGUACACUGAGCUGACCAAUCAGAUGAAAGCAUUGCAAGAACAAAAUAUCAAUUAUAAUAAACAGCUUCAACAGAACAUAGAAGAAGUCAUAGAAAUUGAAGCGAAACACGACAAAGAGAUGGAGAGAAUAAAUGAAGAAAUGAAUGGCCAGGUUGAAAAAGUGAAGAAUGAAUUAAAGGAUGAAUUAGACAAUUUGAGAUCCACUAAUUCUUCUCUUCGAUCUAAAAUCUUAAAUGUGAACACAAGUUUUGAGGAGUUAUGUGAAUCACACGAGGCGUUGAAAAAACAAGCAUCUCAUUUCCCACGGAUAAUUUCUGUCACAAUAGAUUGUGUUAAAACUGAGGCUGUACGAGCUAUCGAAGAUAUCAACCAGAAAAAUCAGGAGUUAGUCUGUAAAUAUCAUAAAGAGAUGAAACUCAGAAAAAAAUAUCACAAUGAACUGGUGGAAUUACGAGGAAAUAUUCGAGUAUUUUGUCGUGUGAGACCCUGUAUUAAAGAAGACGGGUUCACCAAUCCUUCUCAGAUAAUCGUGACCUACGACCCCUUCGAUGACGGUCUUCUCUUCAUCGCCAAUAAAACACGGAGCCAGGUUUUCGAGCUAGACAAAGUUUUCGAUGAGAAAGUUUCUCAAAUUGAGGUAUUUGAAGAAGUUCGUUCCCUAGUGACGUCCUGUGUAGAUGGGUACAAUGUUUGUAUUUUUGCGUACGGUCAGACAGGGUCUGGUAAAACUUACACCAUGGAGGGUCCUCAAAACGAUCCAGGUAUAAACCAAAGAGCUCUACAAGAAUUAUUUUCUGAAACACAGGAGCGAGGAAUUGACUGGGAAUAUUCUAUCUCUGUCAGUGUUCUAGAGAUUUAUAAUGAAAAUAUCAGGGAUUUAUUGAAUGACGAAGGCUUGAAACUGGAAAUUAAGAUGAAGGCUGACGGAGGGGGAUUACACGUACCUGGUUUAAAAACAGUUGAAGUUACCUCCCUUAAUCACGUCAAUCAGGUGUUUUUAACAGGCCAGAAAAACCGUGCUACUGCUACGACGAACCUCAAUGAACAUUCCUCACGAUCCCAUUUAAUAUUAAAUAUUGAGGUGACUGGAUAUAACAAGACCACCAAUACUAGAACAAGAGGUAAAUUGAAUCUGGUAGAUUUAGCAGGGUCUGAGAGAGUGAGUCGUUCAGGGGCAGACGGUGCCAGGUUAAAAGAGGCCCAGAAUAUUAAUAAAUCUCUUUCAUGCCUUGGUGACGUCAUUCAUUCAUUACGCAGCAAACAGAAUCAUAUACCAUAUCGUAACUCUAAACUAACUUACUUGUUACAAGACUCACUAGGAGGAGAAAGUAAAACUCUGAUGAUUGUUCAAGUUUCUCCUGUCGACAAAAAUAUCAGUGAAACAGUUUGUACGUUAAACUUCGCCCAGAGAGUUCGUCUGGUAGAACUGGGCACGGCCGGACGACAAGUAGAAUCAGGGGACAUUAAUGAGGUGAAAAAACGUAGAAAUAAACUUUGUUAA